GACAGAAAAAAACAAAAAAAAAAACACACACAAAAAAAAAAACAAUGAAGAUAGAUAGAUGGUUAUGCUUCUUCUACUUCUAAUGUGUUGCUCUCUUCUUACUAUCUGAAACUUGAAUUUCCUAUUUUACCCUUGCCGGAAACCCUGUUCUCUAUGCGUAGCGAAGUGAGUAUUCCGUGGAUCCUGUGUUGGGGACCAGGAUAAGAAAUCAAGAGAGAAAUGUUGGUGGUUGAAAUUUUAGGGUUUCAGGGUUUGGUUUAUUUGUUGUUGGUUUUGGGGUUUUUGGUAAUUCGUCAAAUUUGGAGAAAUGCAGAAGCGAAAAAGGAAGAGAUUAUGAGGUUGGUGCAAGAUACUGCUGCCAUGGCUGAAAUGGAAGCUGCUGCUUUAGCUUCAAAUUCAAAUUCAAAUUCAGUUUCAGCUUCAAUUUCAGCUUCGAAUUUGAUUCCUGUUUCGGUUUCUCAAUGGUAUCAAUGUGCGGUUUGUUAUUCUCCUACUACCAUGCGUUGCUCUCGCUGCAAAGCUGUUAGAUACUGUUCGGGUAAGUGUCAAAUUAGUCACUGGAGGCAAGGUCACAAGGACGAAUGUUGUCAUUCGAAUACCACCAACAGGGAGGUCAAAGAUGAAAAUAUUACCUGUAGGGAAUCGGUAUCAGAAACAAAGUUUGAUCACGUUCAUGAAUUCAAAGAAAAACAUGUUGGUGAUGGAUCUUACAGUGACUCAUAUUCCAGCCUUAAUCCUUCUAUUGCUGCAAGAAAAUCGUAUGACGAAGACUGUCAUGACACAUCUGUGAAACCUGUAUGUGAUAAUACUGCUGAUGAUACACGUGUAGCUUCCAAUGAUUGCGAUGGGAGCAUGUUGUCGCCCUCACUUCCCUUGAAAACUAAAAAUCUUGUUAAUAUUGAAGUUAAGAAUUCUAGUUCAAGUAGAAGAAGCAAGAAAAAGUCUAGUAACACUACUGAUGAGACCGGAUUUAAAUCAAAAGUUCCAAAAGUCAAAUCUGACGCAUCUCAUGAUGUGGCAUCAAAUUUGGGUGGCCAUGAACAUGGAAGGAAAGUUGCAUCAGUUGAAAAACCAAUUACAGAUACCUCUAAUGGCAGGACUGUACCUUCCUUGAGCAGUUCAAGUGUAGAUAUUGUAGCUGAUGAUGUGGAAGAGUCGCUUUUGUCCAGGUACAAAGAAGCACGACGAUCAUCAUCUAGUUCUCGUGAUCAACUAUCCUCAACUACUAAAGAGGAUUUGAUUUCACUUUCCAAGUCUACAAAAACUGACAAUUAUCAUACCUUGCCCUCAAAAGUUAGUGUCGUUCCAAAUCUUCCACAAAAUGUUCGUAAUGGUUUGAAAACAUCAAUGCAGAAAGUUGUCCAGCAGUUUAGAAGCUCAAAAGAGUCAAAAUCCAAUCUAAUAUCUAGUGAAAAUGAGUUGGGCUUUCCUUAUGAACUCUUCGUGGAACUUUAUUGCUAUGACAAGGUGAAACUAAUUCCCUUUGGCCUUACAAACUGUGGGAACAGCUGUUACGCUAAUGCAGUUCUCCAGUGCUUGGCGUAUACUCGACCUCUAACAUCAUAUCUUUUGCAAGGGUUCCAUUCGAGACGAUGUCAGAAGAAGGGAUGGUGUUUUAUCUGUGAGUUUGAAUAUCUAUUUCAGAAGGCAAAAGAAGGGAAUUCUCCACUUUCUCCAAUUGGGAUAUUAUCUAAGAUACACAAGAUUGGAAGUCAUCUUGGACAUGGGAGAGAGGAAGAUGCGCAUGAAUUUUUGAGGGGUGCAGUUGAUACAAUGCAAUCGAUUUGCCUCAAGGAAGCCGGUGUUUCGAGUCCUUUGACCGAAGAAACAACUCUCAUAGGGUACACUUUUGGAGGUUAUCUACGAUCAAAGAUAAAGUGCUUAAGGUGCCUGGGGAAAUCUGAGAGGUAUGAGAGAAUGAUGGAUCUUACUGUUGAGAUUGAUGGGGAUAUUGAAACUUUGGAGGAGGCUCUUGGACAAUUUACAGCGCCAGAAAUCUUGGAUAAAGAUAAUAAAUAUAAUUGUGGCAGAUGUAAAUCGUAUGAGAAAGCCAAGAAGAAGUUGACAGUAUUGGAGGCACCGAAUAUUCUUACAAUUGUACUAAAACGAUUUCAGUCCGGUAACUUUGAGAAGUUGAAUAAGUCAGUUCAGUUCCCUGAAGUCUUGAAUAUGGCUCCUUAUAUGAGCGGAACAAAAGAUAAAUCUCCAUUGUACAGUCUUUAUGCAGUAGUUGUCCAUUUGGAUAUCAUGAAUGCUGCAUUUUCGGGCCAUUAUAUCUGUUAUGUGAAGAACAAUCGAGGAGAAUGGUUCCGGACUGAUGACAGCAAGGUAGAACCUGUUGAAUUGUCAAGAGUCUUAUCAGAAAGGGCAUACAUGCUUCUUUAUUCAAGGCAUUCUCCAAAGUCCUUGGGUUCAGUAAGUAGCAGUGCAGGCUUUUCAACUGGAAAGUUCAAGAGGAGGAACGCUGUUUCUAAGACGCGAUCAAAUUCCAUGGUUACAAGUGCUGGUUCUCUCUCACUACAGCCGAAGCAAGGCAAGCAUUCUCAAUGGAAUGCUCUCGAUAAUUCCGAUAGCAAUGAAUUUGUAUAUCGAGAAGAGUGGAGAUUUCAUGAUGGGAGAAGAAAUACUAUGGUGGAUUCUUCUAGCGAAAGUUCACUCUUUAGCUCUUCUGAUGCAAGUUCUUGUAGUACUGCAAGUACCAAGGACUCGGCUAGUACUGCUGAUUUUUCAGAUUACAUAUUUGGUGAGGCGGGAUCCAAUUGGUAUGGACACUAUGGUAUUUCAUCUAACUCGGCAGCAUUGUCUUCCUAUGAUAACUUGCAUACAAAUUUAUCAAUGGACAGUAAUGCUAAUAGGAGGCUCCAACAUAACUCGGAAGAUAAAGCAAUUGCUAACAAAAACAAAAUUCAUAGUAGUAGAUGGGGAAUUGAUCUUAAAAGAUAUGUCACUGCUAAAAAUCAUGACAAAAAUUCCGUUGUAAAUGUGAGAAGAACAAGUACAGAUUCAUCAGCUCAAACAUUUUAUUGAGUUUGAGUAGAGAUAGAAUCAAUCAUCUGGGAUAUUUUUGGUAUAGUGAAAAUUAACAUUUCGCUAAUAUUAGUAGAAUGAGGAUUCUUGUGUUGAGGUUCAUCCUUUGUUCAAGAAUUCUCGUGUACAAGUAAGAAUAACGAAUUGAGAUGUAGCAGCUCAAACGUUUUGUUCAGUUUGAGUUAAGACAACAAUCAUCUCCAAUAAUUUUUGGUACAGUGAAUAUCAUUAAGUGCUUCACUACUUAUUUGAUUUUCA
Cicer arietinum (chickpea) is the source of this 3285-nucleotide messenger RNA. Its product is annotated as ubiquitin carboxyl-terminal hydrolase 17. The record is from RefSeq and is a predicted model, not a curated record. Gene Ontology annotation, cellular component: nucleus; cytosol. Lineage: Eukaryota; Viridiplantae; Streptophyta; Magnoliopsida; Fabales; Fabaceae. Gene Ontology annotation, molecular function: cysteine-type deubiquitinase activity. Gene Ontology annotation, biological process: protein deubiquitination.